Dibothriocephalus latus is the source of this 651-nucleotide messenger RNA. NCBI's taxonomy places the organism in Eukaryota, Metazoa, Platyhelminthes, Cestoda, Diphyllobothriidea, Diphyllobothriidae. The record is from the annotation of a GenBank genome assembly.
AUGACCCUUAACUUCCCUGGCGGCAACAAUGUUGCUUUCUCGACGAUUGCGCUUAGCCCUGUUGAUUACGUUGAGAUUGACGGUCAGAAGAUUCCCAAGGCCCCAGCAGGCAAACACUGUGAGCCAAACACAGACUGCUGGCAAGAGGUCAAAAAUACCAAUUAUUUCACCGUUUCGGGAUCCCUGAAAGGACCGCACGCGUCAAUAUCUGUACAACCUGCCGCGAAGUUAGGCGGAAAUCCAUACAUCUUUGUGUUCAAGAGGCCUGACGCUCCCACCCCGACGUUCCCAAAUGACGUAAAGCCUUACUACGUGCAGAUCGUCCCUGAAAAUGAGAAGAUCGAAAGUCAAGUAGUAUUUAUGACCGAACCGGGGAAAGUUACCUGGACUGGACCUUUGGACGCACAAAAGGGAGACAAGAAUAUGCUUAGUUUGAUGGGCAUGACUGGAAUGGACAAGCAGGACCGUGUCUUCUUCACUGGACGCGUGGUAAACAAAGAACGAAAAAUGAUGAUCAAGUUUAAAGAUGGGAAAACACAGACUGUGACCAUGGCACCAAGUUCUUCGCCUGUCAAGACAUCGGUGCUAUUCAUUGAUAACACUAAACCUGCAAAGGGAGUCAAACCUACCGGUGGUAAGUCUACAUUUUAA